UGAUAGAUGGCAGCACAUGUUGUUAAGUCAUCGAUUACGCGGGAAUGUUAAAUAUCGUCUGACUUCAACGGUACAUACGUCGAGAAGACGAAAAUGUGGGAUGAUAUUUUGUUACACUUUAAUGACGAAGAGACUGUCAAUUUAGGCCUACAUAAUGAAGAAUUAAAAGGAAAAGAUGUAUACGAAUGCUAUAGUUUUGCUACUAUCAAAGCUAAUUGUGAGGUCAAAAAAUCUCCAAAUGUCAUAUCAUGUGCAACAGUACAGCAUAUUGCCAUAGCCAUUGAUUCUGAAGUAGUAAUAUUUGAAGUUGAGUGUAAAAAAUUAGUCUGCAUUCUUACUUAUGAUUCAUCAAUAAAUACAAUUGCUUUACAUGAAAAUUAUCCUUUGUUAAUAAGUGCAGAACAAAAUGGAUUAGUGCAUAUGAUUUAUAUUCCAACUAAGAAAAGAUUACUUUCAGUGCCUCUUAUAUCAGGAUCCCAAAUUGAUGAUACUCUUACUUUCAAAUCAAUGUACUUUUUUGAAAAUAUAAAUGGUAAGAAAAUAAUUAAUAUUAAUUUAUACUUAUCCUUAAGUUUUAUUUCAAGGUUCAUUAACACUUACUCACUUAUCCUGCUGGUCCAGUUGACUUAAUUCCUUACCUGUGUGCUGACUGAUUUAAGUGAUUUUACAAUAUUUUCUACUGAAAAUAAAAAAUGAUCGACUAAAGCUAGAUAAAAAGUAAAAACAGUAUCUGAUAUUGGGAACAUUUAUCUGUACAUUACUCAAUUUUGAUGUGUGUGCACUUUGUUUUUAUGUAUUAUACUUUAAUGUUAUUUGGACAUGUUUUAGAGAUAAAGAUAAAAUGAAAAAAAUUAAAA
This is a messenger RNA of Centruroides sculpturatus (bark scorpion), 857 nucleotides long. RefSeq lists its product as uncharacterized. Lineage: Eukaryota; Metazoa; Arthropoda; Arachnida; Scorpiones; Buthidae. Gene Ontology annotation, biological process: protein localization to kinetochore involved in kinetochore assembly; mitotic spindle assembly checkpoint signaling; mitotic sister chromatid segregation. Gene Ontology annotation, cellular component: RZZ complex; kinetochore microtubule; cytoplasm. The coding region runs from base 94 to 630 and encodes 178 amino acids. Gene Ontology annotation, molecular function: small GTPase binding. The transcript has 4 exons. The record is from RefSeq and is a predicted model, not a curated record.